Molecule: messenger RNA, 4812 nt
Organism: Pleurotus ostreatus (oyster mushroom)
Lineage: Eukaryota; Fungi; Basidiomycota; Agaricomycetes; Agaricales; Pleurotaceae
Gene: SNF5
Product: SWI/SNF chromatin-remodeling complex subunit
Exons: 9
Coding region: 1-4812 (1603 amino acids)
Biological process (GO): chromatin remodeling; regulation of transcription by RNA polymerase II
Cellular component (GO): nucleus; SWI/SNF complex; nuclear chromosome
Molecular function (GO): zinc ion binding; transcription coregulator activity
Source: RefSeq, a predicted model, not a curated record
AUGAACCCAGCCAUGAUGGCCUCUUACGGUGGAGGCGGCAACAAGUUUGGAUAUGGCGGCGGUGGCGUCAACCCUUCGCAGCUCAUGGGUGGGAUGGGCAUGGAAGGUAUGGGAAUGGGUGGAAUGGGUAUGGGAAACAUGAAUGGGUUGGGUGCCAUGAGCGGUAUGGGUGGUAUGAAUAACGUGAAUGGGAUGGGUGUUGGUGGAAUGGGAGGUAUGGGGAUGAAUGGCGGCCACCAGAACGCUCAAAUGUUGCAACAGCAAGGCUUUGGGAACAUGAAUGGUUCAGGGAUGGGGAACGUGGGUGGGAUGGGGAUGGGGAUGGACGGUAUGAAUGCGAUGGGAAACAUGGGCAUGGGUGGUAUGGGAGGUGGUAUGGGAGGCAUGGGCAUGGCGACUAUCAAUCCUGCAGCGUUGGGCGGGAAUGCCGCAAGCGCCAACAUGUCAGGUAUGAAUCCUAUGGGUGGUAUGGGGAAUAUGGGCGGCAUGGGCAUGGGCAUGGGAGGCAUGAACCAGGGGAUGAACCCCAACGCCACCGGUAUGAGCCAUGGAAUGAAUAUGGGUAUGAACAUGGGUAUGAACGCCAAUAUGGGCUCAAUGGGCGGCAUGUCUACUCCUAACGCCACUUCAAACCAUCCCAACAACGCGAACAUGAAUGGCGGUAUCGCAAUGAACCCAAUUCCGAACUCGCACCACUCCAACCCUGCCGGUGGCUCGUCGCUGAAUAUGGGCGCUAAUUCCCAUAACCAGUCGAUGAACAACAUGAACAUGAACGCGCAGCUCAAUAUGAAUAUGAUGCAGCUACUGCAGAAUAUGGGGCUGACAAAGCAGCAGUUCAUGCAGCUUCCACCGCAAGACAAGCAGAUGAUCCAGGCGAAGGUUAUGAGCGCGACGCAGGCCCAACAGAUGCAAAUGCGAAAUCAAGGUCAGGGGGGACAGCAGCACUCCCAGCCCGGUCAGAUCCAGAUCGGUCAAGGAAUGAACGCGCAAGUCGGUCAAGGCCAGGUACAGCAAAUGCAAGAUGGACACAUUCACCAACCGGUUCCAGCUGGUGACGGCAUACCGUCGCUUUCACAUCCACGAAGUGCGAGCGCCGCUUCGGGCGCGGGGGGGCAAUUUUAUGACCGCCCUUCGUCAUCCGCUUCUAUGCACAGUCAAGCUCAGCCGACUAGUAAUGGUGGUAGUGGAAUGGGUUCUCAACAAAUGAUGCCACCGCCUCCUCGACCGCCUACCGCGCAAGGGCAACGAUCAAUGGGACAACAGAUGUCCCGUCCGGGCACAUCGCAUUCUCAUCAUUCUCCCAGCGCUUCUAGCGGUAGCGGACAAGGAAGACCUCCUAGUCGAGCGGCUAGUGUGAACGAUUUUGGACCAGGAACUUCUGCUCCAAUGCACGCACCUCAAAGCCAAACACAAGGCGGAGGAAUGGGGAUGCCCAAUGGAAAGCCUCCAACGCCGUCUGGCUCGUUCACGAAUGGAACCCAGAUGCCUUUCCAACAACCACAGCAACAUCAGCAACAGAUGAACAUGCACAUGCAGGGCCACGCUGGAUCGCCUCCUCCUGGAUCGCCGAACAGAAAGAGAAAGGCUGGUUUGGAUUCGCCUAGGAUUGGGAGUGUCGAUAGCUUACCUGGUCAAAUGGGGAUGGGGAUGAUGGGUCCUCCUGUUCUACCGCGACAGCAAAGUGGCGGAGGUGAAGGGCAGGUUGUGCCGAUGACGCCGCAGAUGGGUCAGAUGAAUGGCAUGCCGAUUCCGCCAAGACCGCAGUCUUCAAAUGGAAUGAUACCCCCUCAAGGUGCCCGUAUAAAUGCGCAAAUGGCGCAGAAUAUGAGUAUGGGUGCAAUAAACGCCGGUAUGCCCCCAGCAGCAAUGAUGGGCAUACCUAUGGAUCCGGGAACGCCCCAAAGGCAAAGUUCGAUACCGCCCCAGACCCCCGGCUUCGCUGGAACCCAGACGCCUAGACAACCUUCAUUGCCGCCUCCUGGGACUCCACAAAAGAUGCAGCAAGAAGCCCUCGCUACCAAUGCGGUGGGCGUUAACGUUGGCCCGAUAGUGACUUCAAGGUCAAGUCUGCCGCCCUCGGGCGGUGCUCCGAGCGUUGCUUCAACGUCGCAGGUCCCUCAACAACCGGCGGUUAUACCCCAACUCCCGCCACUCCCUGCGAAUGUGUCGCUCAACCCUGCUGUCACGAGAGUGACAGUCGUGCCAUUGGUGGAUUCCACAAAACUCAUCGCGACUUUGACUGAAGCGGAGAUUGAGGAUAUUAAGGCGUGGAUGAAGGUCGAUAAGGAGUAUGACGGUGUGUAUAGGAAGAUGAAGGACAAGAUGGGCGAGGAGCUGAGGGAGACGUUCGGCCCAGCUAGUCUUGCGUGGUGGGAGAAGGGAUCUUUGACCACCAAUGGCAGUCGAUUUAGGAGAGGACGGGAGCAAUUUGAUAUUAGAUACCCUGGUGUGAGGAGAGAACCACGAGACAGGAAGAAAGUGCCGAGACGCGAGGGUCUUCGACUUCCUCGGCGGCUGAAGGUUGAAGAUGCGGACCGCCCGGAAGAGCUGGUGCCUAUACGUUUGGAGUUUGAUGUUGAGCAGCAUCACAAGAUGAGGGAUACUUUCGUUUGGAAUCUAAAUGAUCCUGUGGUUACGCCGGAAAGCUUUGCUCAGUCUGUUGUCGACGACUACGGCCUCGGAGCAAGUUACCAUUCGAUCAUUGUCAAGUCGAUACAAGAGCAACUCAGCGAUUACAAGGCCCACUCCAGCAACUACGAUGGUGACGAGAAGCAGAUCGUUUUGGAGGAGCCUCCUUUGCUGAAGGGCACGUUGUGUACCGAAGACUUGGCAUGGUGGGAGUCGUGGCGAAAACGAAUACGGUCUCAAUAUCGUGGGUCGUCGGCAAGGAAGAAGUUUGGUAGCAAGUCCCGUAAGCGUCGGAAAGUCGCAGACCUGCUUACUCCUGGCGAUGCUGCGAAUGACGAAGACUCGAAGCAACUGGAAUCCUCUGGGCCCGAUGUUACCGUCGUCGAAGAGCCAUCAAUAUACGAAGACAUGAGGAUCCUGAUUAAGCUGGAUAUCAUCGUGGGGUCAAUCAAGCUUGAUGACCAGUUUGAGUGGGACCUUGACAACACGGACGCUUCGCCUGAAGAGUUCGCCGAAGUCUAUGCUAGAGAACUUGGGCUCGUUGGAGAAUUCAAGACGGCCAUCGCACACUCUAUUCGCGAACAAGUUCAGGCGUACCAGAAGUCACUCUUCCUGAUUGGCCAUCCUUCGGACGGUGCACUAGUGCAAGAUGAUGAUCUUCGAAUGUCCUUCCUACCAAGUUUAACGUCCGGCGCUCGAUCCAUAUCUGAGGUCCAAGCAUUCACUCCACUCCUCAACUACCUCAGCGACGGCGAAAUCGAGAAGAAUGAGAAGGAGCGCGACAAGGACAUGAACAAGCGCAGGAAGCGGGCGACCAGAGGGAGACGCGGCGUUGCCCUCCCAGACCGCGAGCCUAUUCGCACUUAUAGAACCCCUGCCAUCGGAUUUCCGGAACUCGAUCCCGCUACACUUGCCGCCGCUAUUGCUGCCGCCGCACCCACAUCCAGGAGAGCUGCAGCUGCAGCGGCUUCCCUCACGAUCGCCAAUAUGGUUGCUUCUGAGAAUGGUACUGCCUUCAUUUCGCCGCAAUCGCUCCCUACGGCGCCACAGCCGACGCCUGCUCAAUCAAAAGAAAAGAAACCGAAGGGAUUGUUCAAACCUCCGCCAUUGCCCGAAACUGUUCUCCUCCCUCGAGCGCAAGUCACUGCUCCUACGCCAUCUACAGCCGCCGAUGUCACCAAGCUGCCUGCCCCCCUUGAGAACGACCCACCGAUGGAUCCUAUUGAGCCUCCAGUGUCGGCUGCUGCUCAGCCACCAGAUAGUCGCUUCUCCAAGGUGAUGACAGCGAAGAGGGUGAAGGAGUUGGAACGCGAAGCAAAGGAGAAGGAGUUUGCUGAUGGUCAGCAUCCGAACUACAUUGAUGGCGUUUGGCACUGCUCCAACUGCGGCUGUCCCGAAAGUAUCGCGGUCGGGCGUAGGAAAGGUCCGCUCGGGGACAAAUCCCAGUGCGGUACUUGCGGCAAGUUCUGGCAUCGUCAUCGUCGUCCACGGCCGAUUGAAUAUAACACCAGCCUCGACUUCCAUCAAGGCGUCAAGAAAGAAGCUGAGACUGCGAAGACAGGUGUCAAGAAGAAAGGUGGUGCUGCAGCCCUGCGAGCACAAAGCACUACGUUGCCCAAUACCCCCUCCGAGCUCCCAUCAGAACCUCCCACACCUGCGCGAAAUGACAAGGCUGAUGUAGAUGUGUCCUUGCAUCCUACCGAAGAACAAGACCGUCCUGUGUCACCAGUGUCCACGGCAUCGAGUGCAUCUGAGCCACCAUUAUCGCAGCGAGUGAGGGCGAACGGGACGAUCCCCCAUGUGUCCCCUCCUGCACCUGCACCGUCUGCACGGCACACUUCCCCAGCGCCACCCACAAGGCCCAAUCCCAGUGUCGUCCCUGUAGUUGAGAUCCCAACAUCAUCAUCGUCAUCGUCCAGUCCUUCCAAGACAUAUGCUCCUAAUUGGCUUACUGCCGCGAUGCAGGCUAUGCAGGCAAAGUACACUAAUGACAAGUUCGAAGUCAUUCUCCGCAAGGUUACAGCUUCGACUACCCCUGAAUGGCGCAUCAAGUGUUUGGACUGUCCGGGCAAGCUAUAUACACCGGGGCCUGGCGAGACACUGUCCAACUACGAGGUCCACCUUAAAAAUCGACAACACAGACAGCGCGUUAACGAACGCCUUAAUGGCAGCUCAGCAUCGUAG